AUGACCCUCAAUACUCGACAAGCACCGGCGAUCGAGUCGACUAAGCAAAAUCAACCCGGAGAGUCGCAGGGUGGAAACCAGUCAUCUUACUUCCAGUGGUGCAAGUUGAAUCUAUUACGAUCCCGCAACAUCCCUCCAGUACCACAGGAAAGGCAGGUGUCUCGAGAAUAUGGCGCCAACUUUGCCAGUCUCAUUACCUUCCAAUGGGUUGCCCCAAUCGUGAAGCUCGGUUACAAGCGGGAGUUGGAGAUCCAGGAUAUUUGGACGGUGAACCCAACUCGAUCCGUAAGUAUCCUAUCCGACAGGCUGGACGAAGCUCUCAGUGCGCGGCUUGCACGUGGAGGGAGACAGCCAUUGGCCUGGGCUUUAUAUGACACACUAAAACCCGGACUAUGGGUUGGCAUAUCAUGCCAGGUGCUUAGUAUGUGUCUGUUGGUGCUGGCGCCCUUUGUUCUCCGACACAUAAUCGAGUUUGCGAUGGGUGCCUAUAUCUCCCAGCACAACAGUCUCCCGGGACCCAACCUUGGCAAGGGCAUGGGUUUAGUUAUAGGCCUUGUUGCCAUGCAAUUGGUACAAAGCCUAUCCAGCAAUCAAGCAUUCUAUCAAUCGUUGGUCGCAGGCGGCGAGCUGAAGGCGGUUCUUACCCCCAAGGUGUUUUCCAAAGCAAUGAGACUGUCUGGUCGUGCUAGAGUCGGCAAUAAGACAGGCUACAGCGAUGGACGGAUAACCACGUUGAUGGCCGUGGAUCUGAGCCGUCUCGAGAAAGGCUGUGCAGUGCUCCAUAUACUUUGUGCCACUCCAACUGCCUUGAUCAUUGCCCUAAUCACCUUGUUGGUUAAUAUCGGCUACAGCGCUUUGGCCGGAUAUGCCUUCCUUGUUGCUAUGACAUGCUUGCUCACUUUUGCUGUUCGGUCUAUAAUCAUUCGACGCAGAGCUAUAAAUACCAUUACAGACAAGCGGGUUAGCUUGACACAAGAGAUCUUGCAGAAUGUGAGGUUUAUCAAGUUCUUUGCGUGGGAGAACAGUUUCCUGGGGCGACUUCGAACGACACGAAAGCUCGAGAUAGAUUUGCUUAGGCGUUUUCUAGCGACGCGACACUCGAUCACUGUUUCCUUUACUACUAUGGCAAAUUUCGCCUCGUUGCUAUCCUUCAUGACAUACGCGUUGAGCGGUCAUAGACUCUCAACAGAUCGGAUCUUUGCCUCCCUUGCUGUUUUCAACGCGAUUCGACUGCCACUCAGCAUGAUGAAUAUCGUCGUCACGUCUACCACCGACGCUGUAACAUCCCUCAAUCGACUCCAGGAAUUUCUUCUAGCAGAGGAAAGGCAAGACUUUAUUACAUGGGAUAGGAACAUGGAGAAAGCAUUCGAGUUUGAAAAAGCAUCAUUCGAGUGGGAGAGUAUGCCAGAUGUGGAGGUUAAGACAGCAGGAGUGGAUUCCUUUCCUGUAUCAGCCUCUGGGCCCAGGACAACAUCACCCUGGGAUGGUGCCAGUAAGCCUGUUAGCGAAACAACGGACAAAGGACCAUUCAGGCUCAUGGACAUUGACUUCCAGGCCUCUCGGCGUGAGCUUAUCGCCGUGAUAGGGGCCAUUGGCAGUGGCAAGAGCUCCGUGUUAGGGGCUUUGGCAGGUGAAAUGCGAUUAACGGCUGGUUCAGUACGUAUGAGUACAACGCCAGCAUUUUGUCCCCAGUACGCAUGGAUGCAGAAUACGACAAUUCGAAACAAUAUAUUAUUUGGACAACAAUACGAUGAGGUCCGGUAUAAUCAGGUUAUCGACGCAUGUGCUCUCCGGCCGGAUCUCGCCACGUUUUUAGACGGGGACCAAACAGAAAUAGGAGAGCAAGGUAUCACACUGUCCGGAGGUCAGAAGCAGCGCUUAAAUAUUGCCAGGGCUAUUUACUCUAACUCCGACAUUAUCCUCUUGGACGAUCCGCUAUCCGCAGUGGAUGCAGACGUCGGGCUCCAUAUCAUGAAUCAGGCGAUAUGUGGUCUACUUAAAGCUCGAUGUAGGAUACUGGUCACACAUCAACUGCAGUUCCUUGCUCAUUGUGAUCGAAUUGUUGUCAUGGAGGCCGGCCGCAUCGUUGAUAUUGGUACAUUCGAACAUUUGGUACAAAAAAAUGAAGUACUCCAGAGUCUCGUAUCGGUCCAUCAUCACGAAAAGGAAGAAACACCAGGGUCACCUCGGCUUGCUGAUGCAGUCCAAUUACGAGAGGCUGCCCCUAAACCGAAGGUUACAAAUAGGAACGCUGCGCCAUUGAUGAAGGAGGAGGAGAGGGUGCGACAUGCGAGACGGAGAGACAUCUGGAGAGCAUAUGCCGUAUCUUCCGGUUCUAUUGCUAAUAUUUUCAUAGUGUUGGCCCUAGCUGUCCUGUCUGCUGGAGGAACGAUUUUGAGCGGGGUGUGGUUGUCAUUUUGGGUUUCUAACAAGUUUCCACAGCUAAGUUUGGGCCAAUAUCUGGGUAUAUAUGCAGGUAUCACAGGCGCCCAGGCCGCUAUCCUCUAUCUGUUUUCGGUCUACGUGACAACUUCUGCGGCCAAUGCUAGUAAAGCGAUACUCGAAGAUGCUAUGUAUCGUGUUCUGCGGGCACCAACCUCAUUCUUUGACACGACACCGUUGGGACGUAUUAUCAAUCGAUUUUCAAAAGACGUGCAGAUACUGGAUAAUGAAUUGGGUGAGACUGUACGGCUGUUUUUGUAUCUCUUCCUAAUUAUUGUUGCCAUCAUGGUACUUGUCAUUGUCUACUUCCACUAUUUUGCUCUUGCGGUGGGACCAUUAGUAGCUAUUGUUAUAUUUGUUACGAUAUACCACCGGUCCUCUGCUCAAAGUUUAAAGCGGCAUGAAGCUGUGCUCCGUUCGGUUGUAUUCGCGAGAUUUAAUGAAGCUAUCACGGGUGUUGCAUGUAUCAGAGCGUACAGCAUGGAGGGCUAUUUCCGACAGAGUAUCGGUCGAGCAAUCGAUUCCAUGAACGCUGCUUAUUUUCUCAUAUUUGCCAACCAGCGGUGGCUUUCGGUUCGCCUGGACCUUGUCUGCAAUACACUACUUCUAGUAACUGGGGCUCUCGUUGUCACAUCUCGUUUCGAUGUUUCACCCAGCAUAUCUGGCUUAAUCCUUUCCUACAUGCUUAGCAUUUCACAAACACUACAGUUUUCUAUUCGCCAGUACACAGAGCUUGAACAGCACAUAAACUCUGCCGAACGACUCCAUCACUAUGGUACCUCUCUGGAAGAGGAGAAAACUGAUCCUCUACGCUUGGUGGAGGUUUCGAACACCUGGCCAGAACAAGGCCAAAUUACUUUUGAAAAUGUCCAGAUGCGUUACCGUGAUGAGCUGCCACUGGUACUCAGGGGUCUUACGGUGUCCUUCCGCAGUGGGGAACGUAUCGGCGUGGUAGGGAGAACGGGGGCUGGAAAGUCGAGUAUCGUAUCGGCUCUCUUCCGCUUAACUGAGCUCUCAGGUGGGAAUAUCCGGAUUGAUGGUGUUGAUAUAUCUACCAUUGCGUUGCACGAUCUACGAUCCCGGUUGGCUAUUAUACCACAGGACCCCACUCUCUUUCGGGGUACGAUUCGGUCAAAUUUGGACCCAUUCAACCAGUAUACAGAUCUAGAACUCUGGUCGGCACUCCGGGAGGCACAUUUAGUGGGGUCCCCGCCAGAGGCACCGUCCGAUGGUGACGAGGAUACAUGCGAGGUAGCCAAUGAGAAAGCAGCGGGUGUCAGCCAGUUGCAUCUUGACACCCAGGUGGAUGAAUUUGGACACAAUCUUUCUCUCGGUCAACGUCAACUGAUGGCUCUCGCCCGAGCUAUUGUGCGGGAUUCCAGGAUUGUUAUUUGCGAUGAAGCAACCUCUUCCCUUGACUACCAGACAGACCAGAAGGUCCAACAAACUAUCUCCAGCUUCCAUGGCAAGACGUUGUUUUGUAUUGCCCACCGGCUAAGGACCAUUAUUCAUUACGACCGUAUCUGUGUCAUGGAUAAAGGAUGUAUCGCGGAGCUAGAUACGCCUGUACGUCUCUGGGAGCAACAGGGUAUCUUCCGGGAAAUGUGCAAUCAGAGUGGUAUAACACGUGGGGAGCUAGAAAGAGGGCCACUCGGCUUGUAG
This is a messenger RNA of Aspergillus caelatus, 4104 nucleotides long. Its product is annotated as ATP-binding cassette transporter YOR1. The transcript is spliced from 3 exons. The record is from RefSeq and is a predicted model, not a curated record. The coding region runs from base 1 to 4104 and encodes 1367 amino acids. Gene Ontology annotation, molecular function: ATP binding; ATP hydrolysis activity; ABC-type transporter activity. Gene Ontology annotation, cellular component: membrane. Gene Ontology annotation, biological process: transmembrane transport. Lineage: Eukaryota; Fungi; Ascomycota; Eurotiomycetes; Eurotiales; Aspergillaceae.